This is a messenger RNA of Mizuhopecten yessoensis (Yesso scallop), 1835 nucleotides long. RefSeq lists its product as uncharacterized. Lineage: Eukaryota; Metazoa; Mollusca; Bivalvia; Pectinida; Pectinidae. The record is from RefSeq and is a predicted model, not a curated record. The transcript is spliced from 5 exons. Bases 167 to 1195 code for a protein of 342 amino acids.
UUCAACUUCCUGGUUGUAAAUGUUUAUAAAUAAUGUCAGUUGUACCCAGGUUGUAGACUAGGAAACAAUCGUAACAAGGAAGCCAUUAACAUGUUGGAAUUUUCUGGUACGAACUUAACUAACAGGUGAUUCCCAUGCAGGCAUUCCGUAAGUAUCCACAAUAACCAUGGCUAGAGAGAAGAUUAUCAGCAACUUCAAAUUUCUUAUACAAAAUGUGGAACCAGCUCCGAUACUGGAUAUUUUGAUACAACGAGGCCACACAAACGUUGCAAACAUUCGGACUGAGUGCAGGAAUGAUAAAUGUGAAGCAAAUCGCCUGAUGAUUGAAAGUCUGCCAAGGAUGAAGGACGGUAACGGAUAUGAACACUACAUCGAUGCGCUGAAGGAGGAAAACAUGUCCUUUGUUCUGGAGAAACUAGGAUUACCCAAAGAUGCGACGCCUGCGACAUACAACGUACCACAGACUGCCAGCAAUAUUGUUGAGCCAGCACAAAUCAGUGAUCACGUAAGCACAGUCGCUCAGAGAGCAGUGGGGAAUUCGGAAACACCGCAGGUGUGUAUUCCCUCCAGAAACACCACCGGAAAUUCGAUUUCGAUCGACGGAGCUCCAUUGGAUGUGAGUGACGGGGCGGCAAACUCUCAGGCAAAAGAUACAGAUUAUGAUGACACUGCUACGUCAGCCGAUGGUGAGGGGCGCAAAGUCAAUGUAAAACACUACGAAGAGAUCAGGAGGGAGCCGAUAGAGCACGAACAUGAAUAUGACACAAUGAAGGAAAGUGGGAUGAAUGUACGCCUUGUCGAACCGACAACUCUGCAGUGCUCAAAACAAGUUCCGUCAUCAUGUCCGGAUGAGUUAUCGGCCUUGACAAAAGAUGCUGCAUGGCAUGCUCAUAUCAAUGAUACAACGAUUCAUAAAGUGGUUAAAGACCUGUGCGCAUGUCCGGCGGGAACUUACAUCAUGUGGUACAGCAAAAAAAAGAGGGCGAUGUUGGUGUCUGUCGCCGUUCCCGAGAUUUCCAAGAAGCAUGUACACUUCAAGAUGGUACGAACAGAGACGGAGGGCGUGUCCCGACCCCACUACCACUUCGACAGUCGGUUACACAACAAAGACCCCCUAGUUGUUCUCCAGUACGUAAAGGAGAACGGACUAGUAAUAAAACCCGCCAAACUAAGACAUUACCAAUCACAGUUCUGAUACCUUUCGCAGACCACGAGUUACCUCCCAUUCAUCGACUGUUCAGUUUGCAAAGCUUGUAGACGUCAUUAUUGUUUUGAGCAUUAUAUUUACGUUGUAAUAUUUUUUACACAACUCAACAGGCAUAUUUCGUGAUACACCCGUCAGCCACAUGGUACAAUGUAUGUAUAUCGUUUGUGGGUUCUCUUGCCACCCAAGUGCUUGAGCACUGACAACAUGUACAGGUAGAUUGUCCCACUCAUCUACUACUCUAAAUGUGAAUGAGUUUCUCCUUAACUCCGUGUUGCAUUGUUUUUGUACAUUAUGUGAUUGUUACCUCGUAUUUUGGAAAUGACUUUUAUCCAAUAGAUUGUUAACUACUUCGUAAACUGUUAUUGUCAAUUAUUUCAAAAACUGUUAUUAAGUCCCCUCUUACCUGCGUUACUUUUAUGUUUGGAGUUGUAGUACUUUCAGACGCUCUCCGAUCCGUAGGAAUGUUCUUUCAAUCCUGGUACAUGUUCAGUGCCUCUCCGCUGAACAUUCGGAAUUAGUUAUAUAUUUCUUUUCAUUUGCACGGGUUCCAUGCGGUUGCCACGAGUUCCAAAUACAGUCACUCAUACGAAUGCCUUGUACCAGUGUAAAACAUGGAUUAAUCUAUUGA